Conger conger (European conger) is the source of this 3504-nucleotide messenger RNA. It is a transcript of the gene trip10a, whose product is annotated as thyroid hormone receptor interactor 10a. Gene Ontology annotation, biological process: signal transduction. The record is from RefSeq and is a predicted model, not a curated record. Bases 834 to 2165 code for a protein of 443 amino acids. The transcript is spliced from 14 exons. Gene Ontology annotation, molecular function: protein binding. NCBI's taxonomy places the organism in Eukaryota, Metazoa, Chordata, Actinopteri, Anguilliformes, Congridae.
GUUACAUCGCUGGGGUUUAGCAGACACUCCUAUCCCGAGCGUCUUACACAACUUUAGCAUGUUGUUUUCACAUAGUAUCCAUUUAUACAGCUGAUUAUAUACUGAAACAAUUCUGGUGUCGUAUCUUGCUCAUGGGUGCAACGGCAAUAUCCUAGUUGGGAGUCGAGCCUGCAAACUUUCAGUUAUAAAUAUUUACAUUAACAUUUACAUUUAAUCCAAAUGGACUUACUAGUGACACAGGUCCUGCAGGCUGUUUGUGUGUUUGUAUGCAUGUAGGCUUGUGAAAAUGUAGCUAAGCCCGUGUUUGAGCGAGUGUGCCUCUUUUAUAUGUCCCGAGUGUGUGCACGGGUAUCUCUUUGAGUGCGUGUGUGUGUGUGUGUGUGUGUGUGUGUGUGUGUGUGUGUGAGGAUGCGACCGUUUCCUGUGUACGGUGUGCAUGUGUCUGCAUGUACAACCUGCAAGCGGGUUGGUCUGUGUGAAAGUGGCAGUUGCAGGUUUGAGUUUGUAAGCGUGCGUGCGUGUGGUACUUUCGUUGGUCGAUUCUCUCUUUCCGUCUCUUCCUCCUGCGGCCUUUUGUUCGUGUGUAUCUCCUGCACUCCAUCUGUGCGGGGAAGAGGAAGUGGGAGCAGACUGACUGAAGGCCGAGCGGAUGUGGGUGGACAUAAGGGCCUGGCAGGAGGGUAGCUCAAAACGGAAAUCUGACAAAGAAGUACUCCCCCAAACGAGGUAGCAAGGAGGAGCAAGAAUGCAGGUUUUCCAGUCACCAGUCUUUCCUGGACAUCCUGAAUGAGGUGAAUGAUUACGCAGGACAGAGGGAGGUCAUCGCAGAGAACAUGAUCCUCAACAUCUGCCUGGAGCUCAGCAAGUACCUGCAAGACCUGAAACAGGAGCGCAAAACGCAUCUGUCAGACGCUAAGAAAGCCCAGCAGAGUCUGGAGAGCAGCUACAAGCAGCUGGAGAGUAGUAAGAAGCGGUUUGAGAGGGAGUGGCGUGAAGCAGAGAAGGCGAAUCAGAAUGCAGAGAAAGCUGACCAGGACAUCAACGCCACUAAAGCUGAUGUAGAAAAGGCUAAAAUGCAGGCCCACAUGCGUACACACGUGGCGGAGGAGUGCAAGAAUGACUACGCUGCCCAGCUGCAGAAGUACAACCAGGAACAGAGCCAGUUCUACUUUACUGAAAUGCCUCAGAUUCUCAAUAAACUGCAGGACAUGGACGAACAGCGCGCGGUGAAGCUGGCGCAGGGGUACGUCUCCUUCGCCAACACGGAGAAGCUCGUCAUGCCCAUCAUCUCCAAGUGCCUGGAGGGCAUCGCCAAGGCGGGCGGCAACACCAACGGCAAAAACGACUCUCUGGCCCUCAUCGAGCAGCACAAGUCCGGGUUCGAGCGACCGGGUGACCUGGAGUUCGAAGACUACAGCCAGGGCAUCAACAGAGCGUCCUCAGACAGCAGCCUGGGCACUCCCAAAGGGCCCCUCGACCUGCUGGGCAAGAACAAGAACAAGCUCUGGCCCUUCAGCAAGAAGAGUAAGGUGUUAACUCCAGGAAAACUAAUGCCCCCGCCUACAGAGGACUUUGGUCACCUGCCGCCAGAGCAGCGCAGGAAGAAGCUGCAGCAGAAGCUCGAGGACAUCGGCAAGGAGCUGCAGAAGGAGGUGGACCAGAGUGAGGGAUUGGAGAAGAUGAAGGAUGUGUAUGAGAAGAAUCCUCAGAUGGGGGACCCCAGCAGUUUGGAGCCCCAGAUCUCCCAAACGGGCCAGAAUAUAGAGAAACUGCGGGCGGAGCUGCAGAAGUAUGAGUCCUGGCUGAUAGAAGCCGGGGGGCGAGGGGAGACCCUCCAGUACAUGUCCCACACAUUCAACAACAAUGGUGCCCACGACAGUCCUGAUGGUGCCCAAUCUGAUGAGGGCAAUGCCGAUCCAUCCCAGGCGAUAUAUGCCGAAUUUGAUGAUGACUUUGAUGAAGAGGAAGUCAUAAGCCCCAUCGGCGAAUGCACUGCUCUUUACACCUUCCAAGGUGCGAGUGAGGGGACGAUCUCCAUGCAGGAGGGGGAAGCAUUUGCCGUGGUGGAGGAGGACAAGGGCGACGGCUGGACUAGAGUUCGUCGCAACAACGGCGACGAGGGCUAUAUCCCCACCUCCUACGUCAACAUCAGUCUGCGAAAGUGACGGCACUCCCUGUGGGUCUCAAACUGACAAUGGUCUCAUCUUCCCCUGGGUCACCAAGAGUCCUGGGGCUGCUACUCCAGGGAACUGUGAGACAGAAGCUUCUGGAAAAUGCACGUUGUGGGUGUGGCCAGUGCACCAUUUCAGAAGAGGCUGGGACCAAUUGAACUGGUAACAUUAAUGCACAGUUUACGCAUUAUCAUGGUCACAGAGUGCAUGGGCAGAUUUGUUUUUCCUGCCGAUGGAAGUCUACAGUCACAUUUCAGUCCACACAGCAACUCAAACUCCCAGUUUUACUUCCAAUCGCAACCCUAACAGCUGCACAUAAUUUUACUCUCCACGGCAUCACAAAAUGGAAGCAUGUCAAUUCAGUACCCAUAGCAACCCAGAAACAGCAUUUCAUCAUUUUAGUCCCAAGAUGCUUGUGCGGUUUCGUCAUUUAUUCCUUACAGUUUGUUUAUAUCUUAAAUAUUGAACAGAGCGGUAAGUGCAGAUGAGAGAAUUCAAGUUUUUACACUCAAGCCCACACAAAUACAUACCUGCAUACAAGAGCAUCACGUGGUUUGGCACUUCAGAGGUCAGUUUGUGCAUAGUCCACAGUCAGGUUGAGCCAAAAGCCUUACGCCAAAGACUCUGGCUGCUGGCAAAUGUGCUGGGCCUAGGAGAUGUGAACUUUGCUCUGAAUUCCCACCCAUACAACACCUUUUUGGUGCUGCAAUUCUCCUAAUGAAACACGGCACACAGAAGGUGUUAUGGCCUGGAGGUGGGUGUGUAGAAUGGGAAAGCGAGGUCAUGGAAUAGCUGGCCCAGUGUUAGCCCCGCUGCAGAGAUGAGGGUGGUCUCUGGCCACUGCUGCAGUACUAUGGUGGGGUUUAAAAAUCAGUCUAUCCAACAUUUAUAAUAUUGAUAUUUUAGUAUUGGCCAUUAUGGAUUGAUUUAAAUGAAAACGCUGCCUAGAAACAGAAAGAAUGGUGGUGUUCACCACCAAAAUUGAAUCCUUACCACAGUGGUGUUAACUUGGAAACAGAUUACCAGAUGAAAAUGUGCAACUUUUAAGGACUUUUGUAUUUAUGAAAGAAUAAUAUAUUUUAGCCGUCAUAAUACCACUAUCAUAGCAUUAGCUUUUGGUCCAUUAUGAAUAAAGUUUGUAAAGUUAGGAGCAAAUGUCUAAUUGUAUAUUCACAUGAAUUUCUAUUUUUUGUCUCGUUUUGCUGAGCCGGACCUGGGAGCGAAUUCCCCCGUCUGUGGUUUUUGUAUGAACUCUUCUAUUGAAUUGCCUGCACCUUUUCCAUUGUUUAAUGGGAUAUAUAGAUCUAUAAACGACCACAUUUCAAAAUAUUAA